UCUCUCUCUCUUUUCUCUCUCCCCCGUCCUUUGCUUGCUGUUUUCCUUCCCUGCCAGGUUGCAUAACUCUUGUCCUUUUACACACCCACGAAAGAGCAAUCAAAAGGAGGAGUUGAACAUGACAUUUGCCCAGGUGCUAACAGCCUUAAGCACAACACUUUGCAUGCUUGGCUUGGCGAAAACAAGGUUGCGGAGUUGUUCGCUUGGUACUUUUUCUUUUUUGCUUCCUUUUUAUCUAAGCAUUUCUUUGCUAGCAAGCAGGGCCUCCCUUGGAGCUGGAAGGUGGCUUGUGACGGACCUAACAUGGACCUAACAUGGAAAGAGAGGCAGGAAGGAGCUGGCGCGGGGCACCAUGGAGAAUUCCUCGGAUGGCGAAGGCAGGAAUCCCUGGGGGGAGCCCGACCUGGAAGGUGGGGAGAAGACCUGCGCCGUGUGUGGAGACCGAGCCAGCGGCUACCAUUUCCACGUCAUGACCUGUGAAGGCUGCAAGGGGUUCUUCCGGAGGACGGUGCUAAAGGGCAUCCAGUUCACUUGUCCCUUUACGCAGAGCUGCCCCGUCACCAAAGCCAAGCGGAGACAAUGCCAGGCCUGCCGGUACAAGAAAUGCCUCGCGGUGGGGAUGAGGAAGGACAGUAA
Pseudonaja textilis is the source of this 636-nucleotide messenger RNA. The record is from RefSeq and is a predicted model, not a curated record. NCBI's taxonomy places the organism in Eukaryota, Metazoa, Chordata, Lepidosauria, Squamata, Elapidae.